AUGGCUUUCGAGAACACCCUUGGUGGUGCUUCAGCCAAUUACUUGACUAAAUCGGUUGCCACUGACCGGACCGCCUUUACUGCGAAAGACACGGUGGAGUACAUAUGGAGAGGUUUGGGUCUUCCUGACGAGGCUCUUCGGUCUCUUCAUAUCGAGGGGAAUGAGCUAGGUCUUCCCUCGUCGUUUAAGAUAGCAGAUCUUGCUCAGGCAACGAUCAGUCUCUCCGCGUUGCUUGCAGCUCAAAUUCAUGCCCUUCGCAAUUCCAUAUCCACUCCAGUGGUAACAGUUCCUCGGCGGCAUGCCGUGAUCGAAUUCAAAUCGGAGAGGCUUUACUCGUUUUCCGGUCAGUCUUUACCCGACACAUGGGGUCCUCUGAGUGGACUGCACAAAUCCUUAGAUGGAUAUGUGCGAGUGCAUGAUUCCUUCACCAACCAUCACAACGGUGCGACGGCUCUUGUAGGAUGCUCACCGGAUGUCACCCGCGCUGAGUUUGCUUCCAAAAUCGCAUCGUGGCGCUCAGCGGACCUAGAAUCUGCUGCGUUUGAGGCGAAUGUGGUGAUCUCUGCUCUUCGCAGCUACUCCGAAUGGGACGCCCUCCCGCAGGCCCGCGCCAUUGCCGACUUCCCUAUUCUUCUUCGGAAGAUCGGGGAUGCACCGGUUGGUCUUCCCCAAGAGAUGCGUGCAGCUAACGCCGACAAAUCUCUCCGGGGCCUUCGAGUCCUGGAAUUCUCCCGGGUGAUCGCCGCGCCGUUAUCUGGGAGAACAUUGGCUGCUCACGGCGCUGACGUUCUCUGGGUGACGAGUCCAAACCUUCCUGACCUUCCAGUUGUGGAUCGUGACCUGGGUCGCGGGAAACGAACAGUGCAGCUUGAUUUGGUGACAGAGGAGGGCCGUGAGGAUCUCACCCGGCUUCUUGAGGACGCCCACGUCGUCGUUCAAGGGUAUCGACCGGGUAGUCUGGCUGCCCGCGGUCUCUCGCCCGAGGCACUUGCUCAGCGGUUCUCGCAUCGCGGGAUUAUAUGCGCCAAUCUCUCUGCAUAUGGGCCUUCCGGUCCAUGGUCAGACAAGCGUGGUUUUGACUCAUUGGUCCAAACAUGCUCCGGUAUGAAUGUAUCCGAGGCGGAGCAUUACGGUGCGGGUGAGCCUGCACGACCAAUGCCAUGCCAAGCCUUGGACCAUGCGGCAGGCUACUUCCUCGCGUCAGGUGUCCAAGCUGCUCUGUACAAGCAAGCUACAGAGGGCGGUUCAUGGGAGGUCAGUGUUUCCCUUGCUGGGGUAAUGAAAUAUCUGCGGUCGCUUGGACAGUUCCCCGGCAGAGAUGGUUUUCAGUCACAGGACUAUACGUGCACAGCCGAUGUACCUCCGGAAUAUCUGGAGACAAGGGCAACAGGUUUUGGUGAAAUGACCGCUGUGCGCCAUUCCGCCUCGAUUCAAGGGGUUAAGGUUGGCUGGGAUAUCAUGCCAAAGCCCUUAGGUUCGGAUGAGAAGAAGUGGCUAUAG
This is a messenger RNA of Aspergillus nomiae NRRL 13137, 1500 nucleotides long. Its product is annotated as CAIB/BAIF family enzyme. Gene Ontology annotation, molecular function: catalytic activity. The record is from RefSeq and is a predicted model, not a curated record. The coding region runs from base 1 to 1500 and encodes 499 amino acids. The transcript has a single exon. NCBI's taxonomy places the organism in Eukaryota, Fungi, Ascomycota, Eurotiomycetes, Eurotiales, Aspergillaceae.